AAAGAAAGAAUAAAUGAGGGAUGACGAAGAAGCGCAACUGCGAAAAAAAGGCAGGAGAGAAGAGGGACCUAAUUGCGCAACCUGGUGGCUGCUGCCUCUCGCCGUUCACUUUUCACGAGAUUCCAUUUGCACGAAUCUCAUUUCCUUUCCUCUCCUUUCUUCUUUCUGUCUUUUCUCUAACUGCCCCCUCCGUUUUUCUCGUUUCACUCACUCUUAAACCUUGCUUCUCUGCGGCUAAGGAUGGUGGCCGAUGCCAAAGCUAAAUCUGACAUCUCAUUCGCCGGAACUUUUGCUAGUAGCGCUUUCGCUGCAUGUUUUGCGGAGAUAUGCACAAUUCCCCUUGACACUGCAAAAGUUAGGCUCCAGCUCCAAAAGAAAGCCGUUGCUGGUGAGGGACUGGCCUUACCAAAAUACAGGGGUAUGUUGGGCACAGUUGCCACCAUUGCUAGGGAAGAAGGUCUAUCAGCACUCUGGAAAGGCAUUGUACCUGGGCUUCACCGACAAUGCCUGUUUGGAGGCUUAAGAAUUGGGUUAUAUGAGCCUGUUAAGACCUAUUAUGUAGGCAGUGACUUUGUUGGAGAUGUUCCUUUGACCAAGAAAAUUCUUGCUGCACUUACUACUGGUGCUCUGGCAAUUACUGUGGCAAAUCCAACUGAUCUUGUGAAAGUUAGACUUCAAGCUGAGGGAAAAUUACCACCGGGUGUGCCAAGGCGCUAUACUGGAGCAUUGAAUGCUUAUUCUACAAUUGUCAGACAGGAAGGAGUUGGUGCACUUUGGACUGGUCUUGGACCCAACAUAGCACGAAAUGCUAUUAUAAAUGCUGCUGAACUCGCCAGCUAUGAUCAAGUGAAGCAGACAAUUUUGAAAAUUCCUGGGUUCAUGGACAAUGUUGUCACUCAUCUUCUUUCUGGGCUUGGGGCAGGAUUCUUCGCUGUUUGUAUUGGCUCCCCAGUUGAUGUGGUUAAGUCAAGAAUGAUGGGGGAUUCUGCUUACAAGAGCACACUAGAUUGCUUCAUUAAAACGCUGAAGAAUGAUGGACCUUUGGCUUUCUAUAAGGGAUUCAUUCCAAACUUUGGGCGGCUAGGAUCCUGGAAUGUGAUCAUGUUUCUAACCUUAGAGCAGGCUAAGAAAUUUGUAAGAAGUUUAGAAUCAUCUUGAGCUAUAGACAAAAGUAAAACCUGCAGUGCAUGGAUUUUGCAUGGAAAUGAUGGAGAUAGUCCUCAGAAUAAUAAGUUUCAUUACUUGUCAUUGUUCUUCCUAAUUUAGAUAGGUGUCCUGCAGAGGAAAUUUUAGGUACUUGAAAAGCUUUAAAAUAAUCACAAUUUGGAAUUUUUAAUAAUUUUUCCCCAUCAAUUUCAUUUCUGUACUUGUUAA
This is a messenger RNA of Hevea brasiliensis (rubber tree), 1374 nucleotides long. Its product is annotated as mitochondrial uncoupling protein 1. The transcript has 9 exons. Gene Ontology annotation, cellular component: mitochondrial membrane. Gene Ontology annotation, biological process: mitochondrial transmembrane transport; mitochondrial transport. Lineage: Eukaryota; Viridiplantae; Streptophyta; Magnoliopsida; Malpighiales; Euphorbiaceae. The record is from RefSeq and is a predicted model, not a curated record. Bases 241 to 1158 code for a protein of 305 amino acids. Gene Ontology annotation, molecular function: oxidative phosphorylation uncoupler activity.